AUGAGUGAUGCAGAUGAUCUUUAUUAUGAUUUAUAUCAUCCAUUAUUCGAAAAUGUGAUAGCUGGAGAUGUCCGAUAUGAUCAUUUGAAUACAGAUACCCAAAAUUAUAUUCGCCAUACCACAGCAGCAGUUGUUUAUAUGAGUGUGUGUUUGGCUUGUACAAUUUGGCAAAUUAAGGCAGCAAUAAUAUUAGCUUAUAAAGCACGAAAAUGGCUACAUUUCGCUGUUGUUUUUGAAGCAUUACUUUCCUUUAGUUCCAUCCUCUGUAGUAUAUUAAAUUCAUUAACAUCAAUUAGUUGUGGAUUUAGAUUUUGGGUGUCUAUUGUUGCGGUUAACCUUGGUGGCUGUUGUAUUCAAACAAUCUUAUUAUAUAAAGCUUAUAUCUGCUAUGAUCGUAGUAAAUGGCUCAUUAUUCUGGGUUCUUUUAUUAAUAUUGGGUAUAUUGCCUUAAUCUUUAUCUAUGCAACUCUAGGUCGAGUACCUACCUAUAAAGAUAUUGUGGGAAAUUGUGUUAUGAGAAACCUUGAAUGGCCAGCAUUAGCUAAAUUAGCUUUAGAUAUCGCUAGCAAUGUCUUUUUGUCAUUUGCCUUUUUAAUGGUAAUUCAUCGACAUUAUCGUGUCUUUGGUAAUAGUCUUCAUAAAUCACUUUUAUCAAAUGGUCUUAUUUUCUCAGUUGGUGUGAUUGCUUCUAAUAUUAUUACAGCCAUUUUGAUCUCUUGUCGUGUUAUGGGUGGUCUAUCAGCCGACUUGUAUUCUUUUGAUUGGGUUAUUACAAGCUACUUAUUAAUUAAACAAUUUAAAAUGAAUAAGAGACAAGAAAGUAAAGGGAAUAAAGGUCAAGAAAGUUGUGAUGAAGACGAUGAAGACGAAGAAGAAGAUGAUGAUGAUAUUGAAAUAUCAAGAAUUAAAAAGGCCUCUAUUAUAUCCUUUAAUCCUCCCGAGAAACCAUCUCAGUCACCUGUUUCCUUUAACGGUGCUACGUUAGUUACAAAUUCUACAUCAAUGACUCUACCUAAACAUAUCAUACCAAAGGAAGUCGACAUUGAGAAAUUUUUAGAUAAAAAUAUGGACAUAGCUACUGCAGCACUAAAAAACAGAUUCUCAACUGAUGUCAUGUCCACAGUGACAACGGUUUAUCCGAGCUCAGACUUUAGCCAAAUUAUUUGUCAAAAUUGUUUAUCUCAAUUACCUAAAUUUGACUUUCAAUAUCAUAACAAAAAUUAG
Cokeromyces recurvatus is the source of this 1224-nucleotide messenger RNA. RefSeq lists its product as uncharacterized. The record is from RefSeq and is a predicted model, not a curated record. The coding region runs from base 1 to 1224 and encodes 407 amino acids. NCBI's taxonomy places the organism in Eukaryota, Fungi, Mucoromycota, Mucoromycetes, Mucorales, Mucoraceae. The transcript is spliced from 4 exons.